GCUCUCCUCUCACCCGCCGCCCGGGUGGCCCGCCGAGGCUUCGCUAACCGAAGCGCCCGCCGUCUUUUGCAGUUCUCGGGGUGGGAGGAUGCGCUCCGCCGUGCUGCUUCGUCACUGGAGUCUGGCCGUCUUCUUGCUGUGCUCGCCGGUCGCGCCUUACGGGAGGACGGCGGACGCGCUCGGGGGCAGAAUGCGGCGCUCGGUGAGCCACGCCCAGCUGAUGCACGACAAAGGCCGCAGCAUGCAGGAGCUGAAGCGUCGCCUGUGGCUGCAGGAGCUCCUGGAGGAGGUCCACACGGCCGAGGAGCGGCCGGUGACGGGCGGCGGAGGCGGCGGCGGCGGCGCUUCGCCCGACUUCAGCGGCAACGACCUCCGCCAGAAGCCCCCCGAGGCCACCAAGGACCUGCCCCACAGGUUGGGGCCGGAGCGCGAAGGCCCCGUGCUGCCGCAGGAGACCCACAAGGCGUCGGCCUACAAAGACCAGCCGCUCAAGGUGGCCACCAAGAGGAAAAAAAAGGCCAGGCUGGGCCGGCGCAGGGAAGGCGACAGGAAGCGCAGGAGGAGCCGCGCCGUCCCGACUCCGGACUGA
Messenger RNA from Hippocampus zosterae (dwarf seahorse), 589 nucleotides. RefSeq names its product parathyroid hormone-related protein-like. NCBI's taxonomy places the organism in Eukaryota, Metazoa, Chordata, Actinopteri, Syngnathiformes, Syngnathidae. Gene Ontology annotation, molecular function: peptide hormone receptor binding; hormone activity. Gene Ontology annotation, biological process: adenylate cyclase-activating G protein-coupled receptor signaling pathway; bone mineralization; regulation of chondrocyte differentiation. The transcript is spliced from 2 exons. Gene Ontology annotation, cellular component: extracellular region. The record is from RefSeq and is a predicted model, not a curated record. The coding region runs from base 89 to 589 and encodes 166 amino acids.